AUGCCUCCAAGGCCAAUAAAUAACUUUGCUGGUAAUAAUCAAAUACCACCUAAUAAUCCUAUUCAGAACAUUACCAAUCAAAAUCAAAUGCCAGUUAAUAUUACUCAUAAGAAUUCUAUUAGACACAAUACAAUGCCAACUAAAAAUAUUGCACAGAACUAUGUUACUCAAUAUCCAAUGCCUCCAAGGCCAAUUAAUAACUUCGUCGCUAAAAAUCAUUUACCGAAUAAUUUUGUUCAAAACCAAGCUUUUAAUUUUACUCAACAACAACCGGUUAUUGUUAAUAACCCUGCUCAAAAUUUUAUCCAGCAACCACUUAAUCCCUUUCCUAACAGCGAUUACUUCUAUUCUACUGACGUUAUGAACUUGUGCCCAAAAAUACAACAAUGCUGUGAGGUUGGAGAAAGAUAUAAAGAAGAAUAUGGAACUUCAUUAGGUUUUGAAUAUACUGGUGAAUGUCAUGCCAGCUAUCAUGCUGGAUUCGGUGACGUUGAAGGAUUGCGUCAUCAUUUUGCCUGCGGUGCGAAUGUUGAUGGAAUUUAUCGUUUCAUAAAUACAGUGGAACAUCUUGUAAUAAUCGCCGCAAAAUAUUGUAAUAGUAGAUGGAAAUUGAUUGAAAUAUUUAAACUUUUAAAAGAAUAUAACGCGAAUUUCAGAUACGUUUCAAGUAACACUGGAAAAACUGCAUUGCAUUAUUUAUACGAAAAUACAUCCUUUACCAGAGAUCUUAAUGAUCAUAUAGGAUUACAAAAGUUUCAUACGUAUAUGAAAGAAGCAAUAGAGGUUUUAGUUAAAAAUGGCUGUAAUAUUAAUGCUAUGGACAAUUUUAGGCAUACAAUAUUAUCGUACUAUUUAAGUGACAGAUUUAGACACAAAGAGUACGCACCGAUUAUUUUCUUUUUACUAAAAAAAGGAGCAAAUCCAAAUAUUCCAUCAAGAAUCACAGGAGUAUCUCCUUAUAAUGCACCUAAUGCAUUGUUUUUGGCCGUAAAGAUAGGUUGGCCAAUCGAGGUGCUUAAUGGACUACUUGAUUACGGAGCAAAGGGUGACAUAAAAGAUCAUCAUGGAGAGAAUCUGUUAGUUUUGGCUGCUAGAGAAAAGCAAUCUGCUACAAUUGAUUGGAUAUUGGAAACAAUUCCUGAAACUAGUACUAGUGACUUUAUAUUAGCUGCUAUGAAACUCGCAGACAAAAAAGACAGAAACAAACUUUCGAAAUGGAAAGGACCUGAAGGAGAGAGUAGACGACGAUUAGUUUUAGAAAAUUUAGAACUUAAGAGGCAGUUAAGAACAAAAAAUGUAUCUUUGUAA
Messenger RNA from Dentiscutata erythropus, 1308 nucleotides. The record is from the annotation of a GenBank genome assembly. NCBI's taxonomy places the organism in Eukaryota, Fungi, Glomeromycota, Glomeromycetes, Diversisporales, Gigasporaceae.